AUGUGGCAUCCAAGUAAAAGCAAACCUGAUCUGAGUAUUCUCGGAUUGGUAUUGUACGACCACUAUGGCCCACCUGAUAGUCUCAAUCUAGGGGACGGCGCUGAACCCGUCAAUGAUGAUAGUACUUUGGACGAGUAUAACAUUAAGGAAUUCGUGGACCGUUUUGUACAUGCCGCUGUAAAAUAUGCCGAGAGUAGCAUAACAACGAACGUACUGUUUCCUAUGGGCGAAGAUUUCUGUUACAGGAAUUCGGAACCAUACUAUAAAAAUAUGGACAAGAUAAUUCAUUAUAUGAAAAAGGACGGCCGAGUCAAUGCCUUUUACUCGAAUCCCGAGAUCUAUGUAGAUGCAGUCAAGAAGGAGACCAAAGCAAGCAAGCAUGAAUGGCUGCAAAACAACGACGAUUUCUUUCCCUACUCUCACAAUCCACACUCCUACUGGACGGGAUAUUUCACAUCUAGGCCAGCUGUCAAACGACUGGAAAGGCAAGCGAUGAAUGUGCUGAUGGCUUGUAGACAGGCGGAGAUAUUCACGUCUUCUAAGGAUGAAUUUAAGCAAUCAAAAUCUUCGUCAUCUCUCCGCCUCGCCCGCGCUAUGGCUAUUGUACAGCAUCACGACGGUGUUUCCGGGACCGAAAAACAGUUUGUAGCGGAAGAUUACACUAAGCGUCUAUCUCAGGGUGUCAAAAAGUGCGAAGAUGUUAUUUCUCGUGCGUAUUUCUGUUCUAACGACCAGUUUCCGGUUGAGACUGCGCGUAACAACGAGAUGGAGGGUCGUGAGUCUGAUCCUGCCUUACUGGAAACGUGUUUACAGGCUACCAAUACGAGUAUUUGUGCCGGCACAGAACGAGCAAUCGCUGGCGCUGAGAUAAGUGUGGUCGUGUAUAAUCCUCUAGGAUUCAUUCCUGGAGCAGCUGAAACUGCCGUGGAAAGAACUCAGAAAUUAUUUAAUCUUAAGGAUUCUCAGAAAUGUCGUACGCAGGAAGUCCGUUUACCAGUGAUAGCGAACUCACAAUUUGUACAUUCAAUCACUCAUUUUGCUACAGGUUCAGCUACCCAUGAGGUAGUCUUCGAUGCAUGUGUAAGGCCUCUUGCAUUCUCUCGAUACCUUAUAAAACUUCAAAAUAGCUCCGAACCAGGAGGGCAAAACGACGACGCCGCAAACUUGUGCAACACUCCUUUCAGAGUUAGCAAUGGCAUAGUUACGGUGGAAUUUGAAAAUAUGAAAAUCAAGAUGAGUUGCACACUGGGUGUAAUUACUCAUAUCGCAGGCGAAGAUGGUGAGGAUAUAAAGCUUCAACAAGAGUUCAUGUACUACGAAUCAAACAAUGGGUCAGCAGAAGUUAAUUCUCCAUCAGGUGCUUAUAUUUUCCGACCGGUAUCGCAGACUCCUGAACCAAUCGAACCCAGUAACGAAUUGAAGAUAGUUGAAGGAUCGCGCACGCGGAAUGGCCAUCUACUUGAGGUCCGCGUCCACAUCAACCCCUGGUUGAGUCAAAUUAUACGACCUGCCGCAAGUACGAACGAGAAAAUGCUCGAUGUGAGCGUUGUGGUUGGACCCAUACCUGUUGCGCCAAGUAUUACCGAAUCAUCAGCUUCAGCUACACAGGAAAUGUCACCUCAAGCUGCAUCCCCAUGGGUAGGUAAAGAGGUGAUAGUGCGAUACACAACAGACAUCAAAAGUAAGGGAGUGUUCUACACCGAUGCGAAUGGUAGGGAAAUGCAACGGCGCGUGCGCGACCACAGAGAAAAUUGGCCACUCAGAGACACCGAACCAGUCUCCCGCAAUUACUAUCCGAUAAAUACACGUUUGUCCAUCCGAGAUGAACAAAUGGAUUCGGCCUCGAAGUUGAUCAAAACUCUCAACUUGUACACGGAUAGGAGUGUCGGCGGGUCCAGUAUCAGCGAUGGACAAAUUGAGCUUAUGAUCCACCGCAGAUGCCUUCAUGACGAUUAUCUAGGAGUGGGCGACCCCCUGGAUGAGCCUGGUUACGUAUCUUAUCCUGGCUGGAAACAGACCUCGGACUGUAAGGCCGACGGUGUUCGGGAGCCAGAGAAUGAUAAAGACGUGACCAGCAUUCUCUCUAGCGACAUAUCAGGAUUCUGCGCUUGCGAUGAGACACAUAAGGUGAAGUUUGAUUGUGGCCAUGAAUCUACUAGCUGUGCAGAUGCAUGUCCAAGCUCUCCAAAGUGCCGCUUCCGACGCACUGGUGGAUGUGACCCGCAUGGUCCUAGAGAACCGGCUGGGGACACGGACUGUGACGCUACGAUCAUCCACGGAAUGUCAGGUUUCUGCGAAUGCGAUGGUGACUACACUGUGCCCUUUACUUGUGACCAUGGUCCGAUUAAAUGCAAAGAUGUGAGUAAUAAGGAGAAAGCCGAUGCAGCAAUUGAUUUAUAUCCUGUAGAAGCACACCAGUUGGGUUGA
This is a messenger RNA of Sphaeroforma arctica JP610, 2427 nucleotides long. RefSeq lists its product as hypothetical. The transcript has 10 exons. Gene Ontology annotation, molecular function: carbohydrate binding; alpha-mannosidase activity. Lineage: Eukaryota; Ichthyosporea; Ichthyophonida. Gene Ontology annotation, biological process: mannose metabolic process. The record is from RefSeq and is a predicted model, not a curated record. Bases 1 to 2427 code for a protein of 808 amino acids.